ACCAGAGUGGCACACAUUAAAUGCAAAGGAAGCUGCUUUGUAAGCUUGGAAUUCUUUUAUAUGUAAAAUAUGGCAACAUUAGAAUUCAUCAGAAGCUCCCCGACCGAAUAGCCUCUAUUUGAUUAUGGAACUUCUGCUGAUUUCUAAUAUUCACAUAGGCCAGUUUUUAUGAUGUCCGAAAUUAGUUUUAUUUUCACUCCAUUUUUCCUCUUUCUACGUGAUUUCGAAUAUAUCAAAAACAAACUUAAUACAAACAGAAAACGAAGAUUUUGAUACAACAAAGGCCACAGUUCAACGUGAUUGUAAUUUGUAAGUGAAACAUCUUUGUUUUGCCCAAAAGCAAAAUGGCGACUACGCUUGCCUUACGUGUCUACUCGACACGGCGACGUACGGGAGCAGCAGAACUGACGACAAAUCGGUGAGGUAUCUGGGUGUCGGUAUACUGCUUCGGUGAUGGUAUUAAGAUUUUGCUUGCAAAAGUAAUUGUAGACUGGAGGAACUUCGAGCGCUGGCAGUAUUAGAUUUCAGCGUACGUUCGGGAAGCUCUGCGUGAGCGUCCUGAGGAAUAGAACAUGGCGGCGGCUGCUUUAUGCUUCGGCCCGGGGAUCCUCCUCCUGGUGCUGGCGGCGACGGCGGCCCAAGAUCCCUCUUGCCCAUCUCCUUGUGUGUGCGAGGGGCGGCUUUUGGAUUGUAGUCGGAGAAGGCUGGCUCGACUCCCCGCAGCACCACUGCCAGAGGGUAUCACCAGCCUUGAGAUCAGCUACAAUUGGUUGACUGUUUCCAACAGUAGCCUGGUGCCAGAAUUGUAUUCACUUCAAGAAGUGAAAAUGAAUUUCAACGAGUUAACUGCAAUCCCACAUCUGGGAGAGCCUACUGCUAAUAUAACUUUGCUUUCUCUUGUACAUAACAAAAUUGGAGAAUUGAGCGGAGACCUGCUUCAACAAUAUCUUUCACUUGAAACUCUUGAUUUAAGCUCCAAUCUUCUUACAGAAAUCAAAAGCUUUUACUUUCCACGGAUGCCGUUGAAGUACCUAAACCUAAGCAAUAACAGGAUUUCUACCUUGGAAGCAGGAUGUUUUGACAAUUUAUCAAGCUCAUUACUAGUAUUGAAACUUAACAGAAACAGGAUUAAUAUGAUUCAACCCAAAAGUUUUAAGCUGCCUCACCUGCAGUAUUUGGAACUGCGACGAAAUCGGAUUAAAAUCGUGGAAAGUUUAACAUUCCAAGGACUAGAUUCACUAAAAUCAUUGAAAAUGCAACGAAAUGGAAUUGUUAAACUGAUGGAUGGAGCUUUUUUCGGACUGGACAAUAUGGAGCAACUGGAAUUGGAAUAUAAUAAUAUCACUGACAUUAAUAAAGGUUGGUUGUAUGGUUUGCGAUCUCUACAACAACUUUAUAUCAGCCAGAAUGCAGUGCACAGGAUCAGCCCAGAUGCCUGGGAGUUUUGCCAGAAGCUAUUGGAUCUGGACCUAUCAUAUAACCAGCUGAACCGUUUGGAUGAUUUUACAUUUGUUGGGUUGAGCUCAUUGGAAAAAAUAAACUUGGGGGAUAAUAGAAUAAAUCAUAUUGGCGAGGGCGUCUUUAAAGGCCUUGGAAGUCUUUUAGUAUUGGAUUUAAGGAACAAUGAGAUUUCAUGGGCUAUCGAAGAUUCAAGUGAACUGUUUGCUGGAUUGUCCAAACUCCAUACACUAAUACUUCAAGGAAAUAAGAUAAAAUCCAUCACAAUGAAAGCUUUUACUGGUCUAGAUUCACUUCAGCAUCUAGACUUGAGCAAUAAUGCUGUAUUGUCUGUGCAAGAAAAUGCCUUUUCUUUCAUGAAACUUCAAGAUUUAAUUCUAAACACAAGCAAUUUGCUCUGCGACUGCCACUUAAAAUGGUUUCCAGAGUGGUUAACGGACAUUGGUUUUCAGCAGUUUAAUGUGAGCUGCGCACAUCCUAAUUGGCUGGCUGGACGUUCUCCUAUUAGUGUGAAUGCUGAAGAUUUUAUCUGUGAUAAUUUUCCCAAACCACAAAUAAAACUUCAGCCAGAAACCACAAUUGCACUUAAAGGAAUGAACGUGUCUCUUACCUGUGCUGCUGCGAGCAGCAGCGAUACUCCAAUGUCUACAGCAUGGAGGAAGGAUGGUGAAGUGCUGUAUGAUGCAGAGGUAGAAAACUUUGCUCGAUAUCAGAAACACGGGGCCGAACUCGUUGAGUACAUUACAGUACUGCAUCUCUUCAAUGUCAAUUUUACAGAUGAGGGGAAAUAUCAGUGUGUUAUAAGCAAUCACUUUGGCUCAAAUUACUCUAGCAAAGCUAAACUGACUGUGAAUGAAAUGCCUACGUUUCUCAAAACUCCCAUGGACCUUACUAUUCGUACUGGUGCCAUGGCACGUUUAGAAUGUGCUGCAGAGGGUCAUCCACCACCACAAAUUGCAUGGCAGAAAGAUGGCGGGACAGAUUUUCCUGCAGCCCGCGAGAGGCGAAUGCAUGUUAUGCCAGAAGAUGAGGUGCUCUUCAUUGUUAAUGUAAAAAUUGAAGAUAUGGGUCUCUAUAGCUGCACAGCACAGAAUGCUGCUGGUAGUAUAUCUGCCAAUGUUACUCUUACGGUUUUAGAAACACCAUCUUUUGUACGACCUUUGGAAGACAGAACAGUGGCUAGGGGCGAAACUGCUGUUUUGCAUUGUAUAGCAGGAGGAAGUCCAGCUCCCCGCCUUAACUGGACAAAAGAUGAUGGACCACUUCAGGUUACUGAGCGUCACUUCUUUGCUGCAGCCAACCAGCUGCUGAUCAUUGUUGAUGCAGGCCCUGAGGAUGCAGGAAAAUACACGUGCAGCAUGUCUAAUACUCUUGGCACAGAAAGGGGACACAUUAACCUUCAUGUCCUCUCCUCAACAAAUUGUGAUUCCUCGCAAAAUAUCAUUGGUUAUGAAGAAGACGGUUGGACUACUGUUGGCAUUGUGAUUAUAGUGGUAGUCUGUUGUGUCGUUGGAACUUCAUUGGUCUGGGUUAUUGUAAUAUACCAUAUGAGACGGAAAAGUGAAGAUUACAGCAUAACCAACACAGAGGACAUAAACCUACCAGCAGAUAUUCCCAGCUACCUGUCUUCACAGGGAACACUUUCAGAGCCACCGGAAGGUUAUAGUAACUCUGAGGCAGGCAGCCACCAGCAACUUAUGCCUCCUGCAAAUAACUGUGUGCACAAAGGAACAGAUGGGUUAUAUGUUGACACCGGCAGUGAAGCGGAUAUGGAUAUCCUAAACAUACCAUUCUCUCACAACAUGCAAGGGAAAAUGCCUCACUUAUACAGUAGCCAUGGAACUGUACAUCCAACUGAUACACGAGAAGGCCUUCCAAUUCCAGCUGCAGCUCCACUUAUGAUUUGCUCAGAUUGUUAUGACAACGCCAACAUAUACUCAAGGACCAGAGAGUUCUGCCCAUACACAUACAUAACAGAGGAGGAUCAAAUAUUAUCCAGCAUUGUUGCACAAAUUCCAAAAGAAACCUUAUACCAACAUGAGGUUCUGUCUAAACGAGAUAUGUGUGCUUCACUUACAAGCCAUGAGAGGCUAGAAGGUGCAAAUCCUAGCUGUGAUACCUUUCAACGUCCAUUGUGUGGUUUUAAAAAAGAGUCAGGCCUACCUGCAGCAACUCAUCCUCACAUCUGCCACUUGUCUGUACCAAUACCUGGAAAACUCAGAAAUGAGGGCUGUAUCAAGCCAGAGGAGGUUGGCCUGCUCAGACCCUGCCCAAGAUUAGUUGAUCAGGACAAUGAUUUAAGCAGGACUCCAAAUAUUGGUGGUUAUAAAGAAGCCACCUAAAAACCCAUAUUAUCUAUAGAGAUUUGGGUUUCCUGUCUUUAUACUGACUACCUCAGACUUUUUCCAGUGGCCAAAAAUCGCUCCAAUAUGUUUGUUUACAAACGUGUGUUGCGUGGACCAAUGCAAAUAUGCAAUCAAAGCUGAAGCGUCAGACCAGAUAAUCUAUCACAUUUAAAGCACCUCGUGCUUUCUCCUUCAUUUGCAUAUGGAAAAUACAAAAAUGGAUAGUGAAUUAAAUCACAUGACUAUGAUUAUAAUGAACAUUUGACUACACAGAUGUGACUUCAAAUGAACUCAAGUUUGCAGACAUCUACACUCCAUAACACUAUGCUUGCACAGGUCACCAUAGAGAACAAUGGUGGUUGGUGAGCUUAAUAGCUGCUUAUUAUGCUGAAUCAUGCAUUUAGUAAUGCAGUGAAAGCCAAAGGUCUGUCUAUGGGGGUUGCUUCAUAAGUUGACUGAUAAACUUAUACCUAUUUGUGUAAGUAAACUGAAGCCAACCUACUAAACCAAUAUUUCGGUAUUGCAAGGAAGAUACAUGUCGUGUGCUUGUACACUCCAUAUAUUGAAAUGUUUUCUGUUUUCAGCUUGAUUGAUAUCUGCUACAGCCAAAGUGCUUUAGUAACACUGCAGAUCAGCUGUGUAAUUCCCUUUUUAUUUUAUGUCGUCUAAAUGUAGUUUGGUGUUUUCAAUAUCACUUGUUCUUUAUCUUAAAAAUAGAUAUACAUGGGUCGAUUUCAUGGUAUGACAAAAUGCAUUUUCAUCCUCUAGCUUGUACACUUCAAUAGAAACAUUCCAUCUAUCAUACCAGUUAAAAUAUAUAACCCCAAGGAUGUAAACAUGGGUUUUAGAAGCCUCUUUGAUGGUCUUGGUUCCUAGUUUUAAAAAAAAGUCAGAGAUUGUAAUUUUUAGUUUAUUCAUUAAAUGUAUUAAUUUAUCUCCAUUUUAACAUGCACACGUACCAUUUCAUGGUUUUGUGUUCCAGAGAUGGUAUGACCACCGUCCACCUACAGUUAUGUUUAUACAAUUUUAUCAUUUCAGUACUGCAGCUUUUUCUCAUAUAUGUGUCGGAUUCAUGGCAAGAGGUUUAUUGGCCGUCUUUUAUAAUGGGAUUUUGAACAACUUAAUUAAAUAUUGUAGUCCGUUUCACUCCAUAUUGCAAGGGCAAGCUGGUUCUUGAUAUUACUAUCGAAGUAUGAGUUUUUACUACAAAGGCAGCACCAUUUCAAAUGGAAGUUCACUCAUAUACAUAAAUUGUCUUUCUUUUUAGACUUUACAGUAAUAUUACAGUAUGCAACAAGCGUCUCAAAGUCUUUGUGUUCUUAUAUGUUUCUUCAGAACUAGUUAAUGCCUGAGCCCUGAGCCCUGCGCAUCUGAUGGCCUUGUUUAUUUAAACCCCACAACGGUUUUUGCACAAAUGUUAUUUGUUGAUCAUUUUGAUCAAGAUGUAAAUGUAUUUGCCCUCAUUUCUUAAAGCACACUUGUUCCUUCCAGAACCGCAUUUUGUUUAGGCUGCAAUCCUUAAAAUACCACUUAUGUUUAUUGUAAUAGUUUGAUUAUUCUUUCUGCUCUAGUACACUGCUGGCCAAGUUAACACUCCUUGAAGUGUAGAUGUGUGAGAAUUGCUUUACAAAAAUAUUCAGCAAUUCUUAGACAUAUAUUUUGUUGGCAUUACUUGCUUCUGUUCCAAAACCUCCCUGCAACAUCGCCCUACACCAUGUAUUUGAAAUCUCUGCUCAGUUUCACUUUCUUUAAACUAAAAAGAUCCUUCUGCCAUUUUAAAUGGGGGGGGGCUCUGAAGAGCUUAGAUUGUGCUUUUCAAGAACCAGCUUGAGAGUGAGACUGGGGAAUAAAGUUAAGGUUCUCCAACAAAAUGUGCACUUGUACUUGGUUUGCCAACUUUAGCUUAUAUUGUAACAAUACUGGGAGUGACUAAAUAUUUAGGCUGUGAUGUUCUAGAGAGAUCUAAAUACUCCUGGCACCUGAUGAGUGGGUAUUAUCGGUGUAGUGUAAAAUAUGUAAAUAUUUCCAAGUAUAGAAUAUUUUUGUAUACAUUGCACAUAACUGUGUGUGUUUGUUAUUGUAAAUGUUUGGGUUUUUUUGUCUUUUUUUUUUUUAAACCAAAUAUAUUACACUAUUUAGUAGCCUAUUAUUAAAAAUGUCAAAUAUAAUUUCUAAAAAGUAUCUUAUGUACAUCAUGGCAUUGUCAGUGGCAUUCCAUUUGAGGUUACUGCAUCAUUACUGCUUCAACACUACAUUUUAGCCACUCUUCUGUGGUUAAUCUUCCAUGAGAUCCAAAAUACCUGCUGGAAAGGACAAAAGCAGUUGAGUUUGUGACCUCUGUAGCUUUUCAGUAUGGUGGUAACUCAUUUUAUAUUCUCAGUUUGAUUUCUACAAUAAAUAAUACUUCUGCUUUAGAUGAGAGCUUUACGUUAGUACAUACAAGUACUUACCAAGGCAAUAUACCAGUUUUAUAAAUGCUAUAAAAGUAGUCUGCAUUGUAACGUUUAUUAGCUAUACAUGACACAAAUAAAGAUGGCAUAUUGUGAAUUGUG
Molecule: messenger RNA, 6355 nt
Organism: Xenopus laevis (African clawed frog)
Lineage: Eukaryota; Metazoa; Chordata; Amphibia; Anura; Pipidae
Gene: lrig2.L
Product: leucine-rich repeats and immunoglobulin like domains 2 L homeolog
Exons: 19
Coding region: 573-3800 (1075 amino acids)
Source: RefSeq, a predicted model, not a curated record